AUGAUCGGGAGAGCUCUGAGCUGGGGAGGUUGGGACGCCCGAAAAGUUGAGCAAGUGCUGUACGGAUAUUACUAUAAUGCUGACACAGUUCUAUACAUCAGCACAGCUCAACCAGAGCCGCAGUUGCUUGCUGCCAGAGUGAAGAAGGUAUACGACCUCACUAUCCACUCAGAUCUCAACAAAAGUAUUGACCAUGGACAACCUUUCCAUAAUAUAGUCAAUUAUCGACUACAUCAGGAAUUCUAUUCACAUCUACCAAGUCAUGGGUGGUCGUUGGCAAAUCUUCCAACUCAGAUCAAAGACCAGCUGCCGCCUGUACCCGCUGAGUUAGUGUCUGAGGGCGUUUUGAUCACUUGGUUGUACACACUGGAAAACCCGUCUAUAUACAAAGACAUCAAUUCUGCCCUUGUCGCAGAUGACGAGAAACGACUUCAGCCUUGGAUGCCGAUGAUUCUGAUUGGUAUUCAGUACGCCGGAGAUCAACCCGUUCGCGGUCGAAACUACGACGUAUCGAGGCUCCAGAAUCACCAAAUACCGAUUCGAUUCCUUGCGCAUCCACGCCGUCUACCGAGACCCCAAAUUUGUUUCGACCUCUUUAUCUAA
Molecule: messenger RNA, 603 nt
Organism: Endocarpon pusillum Z07020
Lineage: Eukaryota; Fungi; Ascomycota; Eurotiomycetes; Verrucariales; Verrucariaceae
Exons: 1
Coding region: 1-603 (200 amino acids)
Source: RefSeq, a predicted model, not a curated record